Molecule: messenger RNA, 2724 nt
Organism: Manis pentadactyla (Chinese pangolin)
Lineage: Eukaryota; Metazoa; Chordata; Mammalia; Pholidota; Manidae
Gene: TAC4
Product: tachykinin precursor 4
Exons: 4
Coding region: 496-837 (113 amino acids)
Source: RefSeq, a predicted model, not a curated record
GUGGUAGAAUACUAAAUUCUGGGGAGAGGCCUCUCUUUCAAGGGAGCAGAGCACCCGGAAGGGAGAAGCCAUACAGUCCCCUCCCAUGUCCAAGAUGAUAAGGGCCCCUGGGGUUUCCAGCCAGGAAGCUGGGAGCACCAGGCCACACACACUGCCCCAUUGUGCACCUGCCACCAGAGGGACCGCAGCCAAGGCAAGAUGAUGUUGCAGCAGGGUGCUAAGCCCUGGGCUCAAGUGCUGGGGGCAGCAGUGUAAGAGAUCUGGUCCCUCCUCUGAGCAGCUCCUGAUAUCAUUAGCCUUUCCAGCCAGAGAGGGAGGGGAGUCCCAGGAAAUGGCUCUGGAGGUCAGAUAAGCUUAAGAAGCGGGGUAGCUGGCAGGAGAGAGAGCAGGUGGAGCUUUGCCCUCCUACAUGAAAGGAGCCAGAGAGAGGAAGGGCCUACUGGCGGUAGGCUGAGAGGGGCUCCCAGAGGGUCCCAGGACAGAAUAGAGGUCACCAUGCUGCUCUGCCUCACCCUGCUUUUCCUGAUGGGGCUGUCUGCAUGCGCUGUGGCAGGUGACCAGGAACUGGCUCUCGGUGCUGAAGCAGGGGCCUGGGUAACCGUGUCCCUGGAGGAAGGCAUCAUCCCCAGCAUUCAGCUCCAGCUUCAGGAGGUGAAGAGGGGCAAAGCAAGCCAGUUCUUCGGGCUGAUGGGGAAGCAGGUAGGAGGAAUACCUCCUAUCCAGCCAGAGAGAAUGGGGUAUCAGCGAGGAAAAAUGGUCCGGGACCUCCUGGGCAGGGGAGGCCCAUCUACAGAGGGUAGGUUAAGAGCCUCUAGUGGAGCGGCAAAGGCAGCAUGAGAAGGUGACCGGACACUCCAUAGUGGGGGUCAAGCAGUUGGACAGACAGAACAGGCUCCCCCAAGCCAUUAGGCAGAGGCCCCAUGGAAGAGAGCAGUCAAGGUGCAGAGAGGUGGUCCCUCUGUGACCCCAGUCUGACACAGCCGCAGCUCUGAAGCCGCACACUCUGCUCCCUGCUCCGGGCCAGCUGAAGCCAGAGUGAUGUGUGGUUUUACAGCCCCCAGAACAUCCCCCUUAUUCCCUAACACUGAUCCUUACAAAGUCCUGCCUUUAGUCUUAAGAUGUUUUCUGUCUUCAUUAAUUGUCAGUCACCCUGGGCAGAGUAACACCCUAAGCAGCUACCAGCUAACACUUUCUAGCAGGUGCCAUAAUCCCAAAUGGGUCCCAGGGUACACUCAGUAAAUGAAUGAACAGGCAUAAAAGUAGGUAAGUAAAUGAGGCCGGGGUGGGGGGUCAAAAGCUCAGCCGGCCAGCCUAAGAGAAAGGGCCAUCCCAGCUGGCCAAAGAUCCUGAGCUCGUUUGCCUUCUGGGAUGUCUGACCUCUUCCACAAGAGCUGCACCCCCAUAACUGGACCCCUCUCUAGUUUCCCUGGUAGAACCCACUCCUUCCAAUAUAAAUUUUGGAAAUAAAGAUGGCCAAGUCCUCUAUUUUCCCUGGAGAUUUUUUUUCUAAGUGUUUGAGCCUUUCCAUUUGAAGGGCCAUGAAGUCACCCCAAUACCAAACUGGAAAUGAAUGUCCCUCCAUACAGUGUGGACAGGAACCUUAGAAGUUGUCAUUUUUCAGGGAUGGAAAGCAACUUGCCCAAAGUCACACCAUGAGCUGGUAAUACAGCCAGGACUAAAAGCUGUGUCUCCUGUCCCCAGCACUUCCCAUGUCCCCGUCCCCAGGGGAGCCUCAGGGAUUCUGAAUACUGGAUUACCACUUCUCUUCCUUUAGAGAGGGUAACUGAGGGUAGGUUCUUCCAGGCUCUGCAGGCAUUUACGAUUGAAUAAUGGAAGAUAUGAUAUGGCAGGUGGACAUGUAAUUUGAUUGCCCUAGGUAUCUACAGCCAGAAAAAACAUGAGUCAGUUAGGAAAUGGAGGGCCUUGAGGAACGACUAGGUAAGUCCUCUGGGGGUGGAGGAGCCACACAAGACUCCCCUGACCACGGCCCUUGUACAGAACUCUUCCCAGGCAGAGAGGAUGAGGACCACGGGUCGGAGUGACAGCCCCCACCGCAUGCUCCCCCAAGGAUGAAGCCUCCUUUCUCCCCACCUGGACGUUACAGCUGACCAGCCGGCCACACCAGCUCUCCUCUCCAUGUGUCUCCUGUGCUCAACAUUGGCGUGUUCCACCAGGCCCUCACUGAACUCACUGGGGUUUCUCCCAGGCCCCUCAGUCUGAAGCAGCGGUCAUGCCUAAUAGCACUGUUGGUACAGCUGUGAGCUGCAGUGACCUUGCUCUCCCUGGGCACUCAGCUCCCAGCUCACUGCAGAGCCGGAGCGAGCCUCACCUACUUCUCUAUCUCCUGUGCCUGGAACACAGCAGGGGCUCAAUAAACAAACACACAGUGAAUGGUUUCUUCUCUGGUACAGGGAAGAGGGUAGGAACGGCCUGGCGUGACAUCAGGUGGGAAAACAGGCUUGGGUCACAGGCAAGGGUAACAGUCCCAGUCUGAGAGCAGACACCCUCUCCCUACCCAGUCAUGAUUUCAAGGACCCAAAUCCACUAUCUUCUAACUUGGAGGAUUGCGUCCCAGGUCCUUCAGCAAUUCUUAUGUGUUUAAGUGGCUCUUCAACCAACUGCUUUGCUUUUGGGACACAGGCAGUUGGUCAUGCCCGGAGCACUGCUCUCUGAGCUGAGCACCAGAAUGAGCUCGAGGAGUAAGUCCCUACCUGCCUCCCACCA